Lynx canadensis (Canada lynx) is the source of this 1319-nucleotide messenger RNA. RefSeq lists its product as uncharacterized. Bases 1 to 825 code for a protein of 274 amino acids. Lineage: Eukaryota; Metazoa; Chordata; Mammalia; Carnivora; Felidae. The transcript has 3 exons. The record is from RefSeq and is a predicted model, not a curated record.
AUGGCCCCGCACUGUCGCGGAGACCGCCCAGGGGGCGGGCCGCCGAGGGGCGGGGCUCUGGCCCGACCAGCGCUCCGCUGGGUCCUCCUCCGGCCGUGCGUCCAGGUGCGCGCUCCUCCCCGCGCUCCCGGGGCCUGGGCUCGACUCCUGCGCGCCAGCUUCCCGCCGCCCCGCCCAUCGCCUCUCCUAGCUCUCGGCUCCCGCCAGCUCGCAAAUUUCAUCUCCGCGCUUACCCGCCAGCCGUGGCGCCCGGCCUUAGCUCAUUCCCGCGUUGCCCGCGCCCCUGUCAGGGGCUGCCGCUGCCGGCUCCGACCCAUUUCUCAGUUGGAUUCCGGGGGAGGAAGUAGGAGCAGUCAUUUCCCACACAGUUGGCGUCGACUCUGGGAGAUUGAAUUCUUGGGGGGCAGGCACCCGGUUUCGGACCAUUCUGCGUGCUCACAGCGCCGAAGACUUCCGUAUUUCCCGAGACUUACCCCACCGUCCGUUGGAGGACGGCCAUCGCGACCACAGCUCCUUAGUCUCCCUCCUGAUGACUCGUCCUCUGGAGGAGCGCUGACUGCAUGCUUUCCUGUCCGGACUCCCCAGAUUAUCCAAGUUGGGCCGCGUCUCCCUUCUCCUGACUCCUGCCACUGCCCGACCCGGCUCGUGGCUUCCAGCCUCUGCCUCCCGGAUUUCACCCUACCCGCUCCCGGCACAUUUGCCUUUCUUAAACUGCAUUUCGUAUCCCCUUCAUGCGUUUCCCCUACACCCACCUCCCCCGCAUUUCUCUCCUGGUCAACUGUAAACGCCUGGCCUGGCCUGGCCUUUGAAGCCCACGGAAUCUAGACGCACUUAGCUUUUCCGUGUGUUUCCCACCCACGGACUGGAGCUCCCAAGUCUGGGUCGGUGGAUUUUUCAUUGUCUGAAGCAGCCGCCAUCCUUUUCUGCUGCUGAGGACCCCUGGCGAUUAUCUCUGUUAGCCCCGCACCCCCAACAGACUGCUGCUCAAUUAGGCCUCAAGCAUCCUGCUCUCCGAACAUCUUUACCCGUUUUUUUCUUUUUAAUGAUUAUUUAUUUUGAGAGAGAGAGAGAGGGGGGGGGGGAGGGAUGGAGAGAGAGAAUCCCAAGCAGGCUGAAUGCUCCAAGCUGUCCUGGGGCUUGAUUUCAGCAACUGGGAGAACGUGAUCUGAGCUGAAACCAAGAGCCCUGGAUGCUUAACCAGGCGUCCCUUUACUUGUUCAUUUCUGAAAGAAUCUUGGAAAAUUCUGCAUCCUCUCACCCAUUUUUCUAAAUGUUUAUGUUUGAGAGAGAGCGAGCGCGCCUGAGAGCGGGGGAGGGGC